AUCCUCCGCCUGCAGUAGAUGUGCUGAGGCUGGAGUAGCCACCAUUUUGCAUGUCUAGUGUGUUCCUCCCUCCAUUGCUAAUAGAGACGAUUCCAGUUCUUUUCUGGCAUCAUUACGGCUCAGAAUGCCAGCUCCGAUCAGACUGCGGGAGCUGAUCCGGACCAUCCGGACGGCACGGACCCAGGCAGAGGAGCGAGAGAUGAUCCAGAAAGAGUGUGCUGCUAUCCGCUCGUCUUUCAGAGAGGAAGACAACACAUACCGUUGCAGAAAUGUGGCAAAGUUACUUUAUAUGCACAUGUUGGGCUACCCAGCCCACUUUGGGCAGCUGGAGUGUCUGAAGCUGAUUGCAUCCCAAAAGUUCACUGACAAACGGAUAGGUUAUUUGGGAGCUAUGCUUCUUCUGGACGAGAGACAGGACGUUCAUUUACUAAUGACAAAUUGCAUUAAAAAUGAUUUGAAUCACAGCACACAGUACGUCCAAGGCCUGGCUUUGUGCACUUUAGGCUGCAUGGGGUCCUCAGAAAUGUGUCGUGACCUGGCGGGGGAGGUAGAGAAGCUGCUUAAAACAUCCAACUCAUACUUGAGGAAAAAGGCAGCAUUGUGUGCAGUCCAUGUCAUCAGGAAGGUCCCAGAGCUCAUGGAAAUGUUUCUUCCAGCCACAAAAAACCUGCUGAGUGAGAAGAACCACGGUGUUCUGCAUACAUCUGUCGUCCUGCUUACUGAGAUGUGUGAAAGAAGUCCUGAUACGCUGGCCCACUUCAGAAAGAAUGAGAAGCUGGUUCCACAGUUGGUGAGAAUCCUCAAGAACCUAAUAAUGUCUGGAUAUUCUCCUGAACAUGAUGUGUCGGGCAUAAGCGACCCUUUCCUGCAGGUGCGGAUAUUGAGACUACUGAGAAUUUUAGGCAAGAAUGAUGAUGACUCCAGUGAAGCAAUGAAUGACAUUCUCGCACAGGUUGCAACAAACACAGAGACGAGUAAAAAUGUAGGUAAUGCAAUCCUGUAUGAGACUGUACUGACCAUAAUGGACAUCAAGUCUGAAAGUGGACUGAGGGUUUUGGCCAUUAACAUACUAGGUCGCUUCCUUCUUAACAAUGACAAAAAUAUAAGAUAUGUGGCAUUGACAUCUCUACUAAAGACGGUACAAACAGACCACAAUGCGGUGCAGAGGCAUCGGAGCACCAUUGUGGAUUGUUUAAAAGAUCUGGACGUCUCCAUUAAGAGACGUGCGAUGGAGCUGAGUUUUGCCCUCGUGAACGGCAACAACAUCAGAGGCAUGAUGAAGGAGCUGCUCUACUUUCUGGACUCCUGUGACCCAGAAUUCAAGGCAGACUGUGCAUCAGGAGUGUUUCUAGCUGCUGAGAAAUAUGCUCCUUCGAAAAGAUGGCACAUAGACACCAUUAUGAGAGUACUCACAACGGCAGGGAGCUACGUGCGAGACGACUCUGUUCCCAACCUGAUCCAGCUCAUCACAAACUCUGUGGAGAUGCACGCGUAUACAGUUCAGAGACUUUACAAAGCACUGCUGGACGACAUUUCACAGCAACCUCUUGUGCAGGUUGCGUCAUGGUGCAUAGGAGAAUAUGGAGACCUCCUGGUGUCAGGGCAGUGUGAGGAAGAGGAGCCCAUCCAGGUGACUGAGGAUGAAGUUCUGGACGUAUUGGAAGGUCUUCUGGUGUCCAAUCUGUCCACGCCCGUGACCCGCGGCUAUUCCCUCACUGCCAUCAUGAAGCUGUCGACUCGUUUCAGCAGCGUGAACCGAAUCAAAAAGGUGGUUUCAAUAUACGGGAGUAGCAUUGAUGUGGAGCUUCAGCAGAGAGCUGUGGAGUACAACGCACUUUUCAAGAAAUACGACCACAUGAGACCCGCUCUUCUUGAACGUAUGCCUAUUAUGGAGAAGACGGCCUCUAAUGGUCCCACAGAAAUCGUACAGACAAACGGAGAGACUGAGCCAUCUACGGUGGAGGCAAAACAUCCACCACCUGUUACCCAACCAACAAACCAAGCUAAUGAUUUGUUAGACCUGCUGGGUGGAAAUGAUGUGGUGCCGGUAAUCCAGACUACGAUUCCCACAAAGCCUGCCUCAGCUGGAGGAGAGCUGCUUGACCUCCUGGGCGACCUCUCACUAAGUGGUGGUCCGGCGCCUGCACCCGCUCCCUCAGUGCCCACUUCCCAGCCACCUUUCCUGCUGGACGGGCUCACUUCACAACCCCUGUUCAAUGACAUUGCAGCUGCAGGUAUUCCUUCCAUGACUGCAUACAACAAGAAUGGUCUAAAAAUAGACUUCACAUUUGAGAGAGCUAACCCCAACCCAAACAUCGCAGUCAUCACCAUCCACGCCACCAACUCAACAGAGGCUGAAAUGACCGACUUUGUUUUUCAGGCUGCAGUACCAAAGACAUUCCAGCUGCAGCUCCUUUCCCCCAGCAGUAACGUCGUCCCAGCUCUCAACCAGGGAACUGUAACACAGGUCAUCAGAGUUCUCAACCCACAGAAGCAACAACUACGAAUGAGGAUCAAACUAACCUACACCCACAAAGGCUCGGCCGUGCAGGACCUGGCAGAGGUUAAUAACUUCCCCCCGCAGUCGUGGCAGUGAUGACCGGCUCCUGCUGCCUCCAAAAAGCCCCACCAAGGGAACUAUGAAAACCUUUUUUUUUUUUUCUCCCUCCUCCCACACGUUUGCCUCCCACCUUUUCUUCCAAUGGACCGCCCUGUGACAUCACUGCAGAUCGCUGCCCUCGAGUUGCAUGGGAAGCAGCAGAGCAUCAACCACAGGAGGAUAGAGCAGAUGUUAUGAAGACCCUGUUGGCAUUACAAGAGGAAUUGGGGGGGAAAAAAACAUAUCAAUCAUUGAACUUUCUCUUUUCGCUCUUAAUUAAUCUCUUAGUAUGCUGAUGUAUUUUUCUCACACCCCUCUGUCACCACACCCAGAAGGAUUCAUGCGCACCGUCCACUGUGGCACACUUUACCUCUGAAAAAGUGUCGCCCCCUUUGGGCUCUUUCUUUCUUUCUUUUUUUUUUUUUAAAAAUCCUAAAAUGCAGUUUGAGGCAUUUGCUCCCUUGAUCGGUAGGAUCGGCUUUGCUUUCACAAACCAUCAUCCCUAUGAUGGCAGCAGAAAAAACUUUGAAAACUUUUUCUUUCUCCACACUGUCAACAAUAUAACUUCAGAGUUGUAUUCAUUCUGAAUUACAUUAAUUUGCUAAAUGCAUGUGUGCUGGGGUCACAAUCACAUCUGGACUUUAAGCUCCGAGGGGGGAUUUUCUGAUUCUGUUUGUAGACCACUUCAUCCAACUCUGUUUCUGGGUUCAGAAUAUUUCCCCUCAUCCAACACCUCAUCUGUAGGGAAUCGACAGCUUGUAGAUCUGUACAAAACAGCAAGUUUGAUGUACUGCAGUGAAUACGUUAUCGCUCUGAAACUUACCUGAAAACAAGUUGCGUUUGUGUGAGAGAGAGAUCUGCAUUUUAAACUUUUCCUGCAUCUGUGUCAUCAGCCAGGAUUGCAUUUUGACUUCUAUUUCUGAUUUGUUUAACCUGAUUGAACUUGGUCACCAUGCUCACACAUGUAAAUGAAGCUUGUCAUGAAUGUAGUAACUUGCACUGAAUGCUUUUCUUUCCCCUCUCUUAAUUCUUCUUUCCAAGUUUUUUUUUUUCAUUUAUUUUGUCGGGGAUGCUCAUCUUAUCGGCACUGAUUUUGUGAGAGUUUGUUUUGUUUCUGCAGUAAUUAUGCCUGAUAUCAAAGUGAUGUGCCUUUCUGACUUAGCUGAGUUAAAAUAAAAUAAAGUGAGCGUCGUCUGUUGCUCUUGAUGGAUUUCAACUAAAAUACCACUAACCUGAGCAACAAUUUUAGUCCAGGAAUUUGUAAAUUAUAGUAAAAUAUUUCAAAUUAUAUCUUGAUUUUCUCAGAUUUCUAAUAAAAACGAGAGUCGGUCAUAUUUAAAUCCUAUAAUUAAAACAAAGUUAAUGGCAGCUAAUGUGUGUAAACGUUGACAAGCUGGCGUCGGUUAUUUUUCAAAUCCUCCCCAAAAUCCAUCAAGCAACAGAGACUGAAUUAUUAGUCAGAGCUAACGUAACUUUUUUUUGAAGCCGCCUUCACUCUCGUCAGAAGCAUACCGUCAUCGGGGAUAGGAACCUUAAUACCUCACACUGUUUUCUUUCUGUUAACUUUAGUGGCAGGACAUCGGCAGCUUUUGUUUAGUCACAAAAUGCAACAGAGGAGGAGCGUCUGCAUGAAGAAAACUAACAGCAGUCUGUGCAUCUCAUUACUGAACUCACAGCCUCACUAUGAUCCGCCGAUAUAACUCCUCUCACUAUGCUUCACUAUCUUUUAACUUCUGUGACCAAAUCAAAGAUAUACUAUUAGCUUUGGAAAUAUUUUUGAGCUCAUGAUAUGUGUAUAUGGAGAAAUCUUUUUCUGCUGAACGUUUUUCUUCUGUUUGUUGAUGAAUGCUAUAUUGGCUUUUUUUCUGUACAUACUGAGGGCUUUUACAAAUGUUUGUCUAUUGUACUAUCUUUCAUCCUUUUUUUAGAUAUCAUUUUCUAAACAAAAUUCCAACUACUCACAAUGUACAUUGUCUAAAUAGAUUUAGUCGGUCUAUAAUGAGACAAGUAUGUAUCAUCACUCAUUCAUUGUAAAAGAUUUAUGAUCUGCCUGUACAUUGUAUAUAGUUGUAAAACAAAAACGCUGAUCAGAUUAAAUAAAAUCCACAUAAAAGAUUAGUUGGAAAGCAUAAUUGUAUACAUAUAUGUACAAAAGUAAUCUUAAAAGGAUGCGAUGGAGCUUCAUUUGAUUUCCCGUUGAGUCCUGAUUGGACGUCACGCCCUGGCGUCGUCGGGUUUGGUGUCUCUGGAUGGUGGGUUUCUAAUGUGGCUUUAACACACACACACACACCCUCUGAAUGAUGCACUGUACUACUGAGGAGCAGCAACUUGAGUUCUGCUCCCUCGCCCCUCGAACACCUCACGCAUCCACGGCCUCUUGUGGAGCGGCUCCCUUGCCGAGACGCAUCUUUCAUUUGGCCUUACAUGCUCUCUUGAUCUUCUCUUCAACCUACCUUUUGUUUUUGUGAAGCCCAUUUUAGUUUUGGUGUGUUCUCUCUCUCGCUCUCUUGCACCAUCCAAAAGCAAGGACACUACUACUGCCAUGCCUGCAUUUUUUUUCUCCCCCUUUUUUAUUUUUUAAAGUUCUCUUUAUGGUCAAUUGGUUUGCUUUUAACCUGCAUGGUUUGACUGUCAUUUACAAUCCAAAAUGAUGCUGUAAAGUUCAUGUGAAAGCUCAACGUUUUUGUUAUGUAAAUCAAUCAAUACAAUGUUCUAUUUCCUUUAGAGCUUUUUUUUUUUUUUUUAGGUUUUAUUUAAUCUGCUUCUGUUUAAUGGAGGCAAACCAGAUGACGCAUGUGCUACAAGGUAGUGAACACAAGGGGGAGCUGUGCAAAAUGGAAGGCUGGCAGGGUGAGAGGACGUUUCAUACACCUAUUCCUGAAUGUGUUUGUGUGUGUGUGUGUAGUCUUAUUCAAACUGUAUGUUAAUCACGCCUGAUUAGUUCUUUCUAUGAAGCUGUUAACAUUUUACAAAUGGAAGUGAGCCCAACAUUAAAGCUUUGGACACUAUAACUGAGGAGGAAGGAAACGAGCACCUGCCAGUGGUGUGGUCAGAUCUGUGUGGGUUUGUGUGAAGAAAAUCAUCUUUGAGAGAGCCCGACGGUGUGCCAUCUGUCUUUUAUCUGCAUAGGAUGCAAUUCUUUUGGCUGCAAUUUCAACUCUCAGCUUCUAAGCUGCAUGUGAAGAACUGUAAAUAAGGUCGUUCCUACUCUUGACGUGAAACCUCUUUUGCAAAUGCAAGAAAAGUUUAAAUGUUCAAAUCUGUCACGCUCCCAUCGAGGGGCAGCUCAAAUGUGCAAUUAGAAAUCAUUCAUCAUGAGCUUACAACCUGGUUACUGUUUUAUUUUUUGUUGUUUUGUUUCACUUUGGGGGCAAAGAAAAUGCAAAUCCAUCAACUGAAUCGCUUGUGUGUGUUUUUUUUUUGUGUUCCUUCCUUUGCUGGGAUGAAGUCGUUUUGUAAAGGGCUUGAAAGAGCAUCUAAAUGCACAUCAUGGUCCUUCUCCAUUUGUUUUUAAAAAGAGGGGGAAAAAACUGAUUUCACUUUGCUCUGAAAACAUGACCUGUGACCCCCUUCCCUCAUCCCAACGACCCGCCCAGCCCGAAAACAUCUAAAAACGAAUCAGAUUUUAAUUUUGUGUUUUUUGUUGGAGAGGAGGGGAGUGGCGUGAGAUUCACUGUUUUCCAGUUCCAUGGCUUCAAGGAGUGUGAAUGUCAGACUGAAAAUAUGAAAUGAUCUUUAAAGAUGAGAAGUUGUAAACUAUUAAAUGGAUUAUUUUCAAUUUAUGCUGUGUAUUCUUGUCUUUGGGUUGGAGAUGAUGAUCAAGCGAAUAAAAAAGUGAAAUAAAAAUCAA
This is a messenger RNA of Xiphophorus couchianus (Monterrey platyfish), 6449 nucleotides long. RefSeq names its product adaptor related protein complex 1 subunit gamma 1 (gene ap1g1). The record is from RefSeq and is a predicted model, not a curated record. Lineage: Eukaryota; Metazoa; Chordata; Actinopteri; Cyprinodontiformes; Poeciliidae. The transcript has 24 exons. Bases 125 to 2596 code for a protein of 823 amino acids. Gene Ontology annotation, biological process: vesicle-mediated transport; intracellular protein transport. Gene Ontology annotation, cellular component: membrane coat; Golgi apparatus; AP-1 adaptor complex.